Molecule: messenger RNA, 1729 nt
Organism: Anopheles maculipalpis
Lineage: Eukaryota; Metazoa; Arthropoda; Insecta; Diptera; Culicidae
Gene: crc
Product: transcription factor kayak
Exons: 4
Coding region: 304-1728 (474 amino acids)
Biological process (GO): regulation of transcription by RNA polymerase II
Cellular component (GO): nucleus
Molecular function (GO): RNA polymerase II transcription regulatory region sequence-specific DNA binding; DNA-binding transcription activator activity, RNA polymerase II-specific
Source: RefSeq, a predicted model, not a curated record
CAGUUUCCCAAAUGCAGCCACAAAGAACGAAUGUAUUAAAAUUUUGUGUUGUGCUUAUUAAAAGGUGAAAAAUGGAUUAACUUGACGUGCUGAAAAGCAAGCGCACUCCGGUGCCCAAAGUACACCCAAUAAUUAUGCGAUUUAAAGAGCUAGCCGUCAUGGCACCCCAAACCAGCAAAAUGUUGUCCCCAGCGACGUACGCCACCGAUUUCGUACAAAACCAAUUUUUAACAUCAUUUACCACCCUUAUUGCCGAAGAGCAAUUUAGCGAACCAUCAUCCACUUCGCUAUCUGUCCGUACCAAUGCAAUCCUCAUCACUAAUGGAUAUGCUGACGACGCCCACCAUCUUUCCGUCGAACAUCGAUUGGGAGGGCAAGAUGGAGCCGUCGUCACCGGCGGACAACUCCCAGCAUGGCUUUGCUGAGGAGUGCGUUUACGACGACAAUUACGAUUACUGCAAUGAAGACCUGUUCAGUAAUGGUCUCAUCGAUUUGGAAGAAGAUUUGAAGCCUGACCCAUCCAUACUGUUGAAAGGAGAUGUUCUGGUGAUUCCUCUUGGAAAGCUGCCCGAAGAUCUAUGCUACGAUGACAAGCUGAAGAUACCGUCGAGCGAAUCCGUGCUGCUAGGCAGCUACGGUCCGCUGCCGACAGUUGUGGAGGAUGAGUUUUACGAUUUUCCAAUGCAACCGGAGGCAAAGGCCGCCCAAACCAGCACCGUUCCCGAAACGCUGAUGGAGUUCGACUGUGUUUCCGGCACCAUGGAGCUGAUGAACCAUCUGACACCACCGCAAACGCCGCCCCAAACGACAUCAUUCGGUGGUGUCGUUGGUUGCGUCCUACCAAUGCAGCCGUCAUCCCUGCAUGCUGUCACGGUACCGCAACAGCAGCAGCAGGAACAGUUCCAACCGUUGUACGCACCGCAGCCGAAUGUGCAGUCACUUCUGCAGCAGCAGCAGCAACAGCAGGCAUCGUUCCAGGGUGCCAACGUUACCACCACCACCGAUUACUACAUCAUGGACGAGUAUUCUACCAUGACAUCGCAGCAAACCGGAGCUGGUGGUAACAUGCAGCAACAGCAGCAGAUAGCUGUAACGAUGGAACCACUGCAGCAAGUACCCGAUGACAUCGCUACCACUUCGUUCAAUUUCGACCUAAACUACACUCCGCAGCAGUUGAGCGAGAUGGCAAAAAUCAUGCGCAGCCUCCAGCUUCCACUGGAGGUAGAGGAGAACGUCUCGUCCUACCACGAUGAAGAGUCGUGCGGCUUUUCCGAGGUUGGAUCGAUCGAGAAUGGUGGUGAUUCAUCCAGCUCGUCGGCUUCCUCCAUGGUUGCCCAUUCGCCCGUGUACAGCGAUUCGGCCGAGUCGUCCGCUUACUACUACGGUAGUCGCGGCAACGACGGUGACGAUGAGGACUGGAGCCCUUCGAAAACGAAGAAGCUGAACGCACGUAAUGGCGGUGCCGUGAUGAAGAAGCGACCGAACGGUAGCGCCGGCAAUGGCCGUGGUAUCGAGGAGAAAAAGUCGCGGAAAAAGGAACAGAACAAGAACGCUGCGACGCGCUACCGCCAGAAGAAGAAGGCCGAAAUCGAAGAGAUCCUUAUUGAGGAGGAGAAGCUGCGCGAAAGGAAUGAAGAGCUGAAGAGCCGUUCGCAGGAUCUUGGACGUGAGAUAAGCUGCAUCAAAAAGUUGAUGCGCGAGUUUUGCCGAAACAAGGGUUUACUGUGAA